AAGCCUUUGCACCUGGUGUCUGGAGCAUCUUCAGCCUUAAAACAAACCCCUUGCACCUUGCUGGCACUUCCCCAUUUUUCAAGAAUGAAAAUAAUUAAAUGGCUCUGGAGCAGCAUCUUCAUCUGUGAAAGUUCUCACCUGAAGGGGACCCUGGCCAUUAUGCUCUUUGUAGGAAACAUUGCCUUUGUGAUUUCUCAGGAUAACGUGCAGACGUCAAACAGCCUCGAAGAAGGAGCAGAUGUCACGGCAUACUGGUGGGGGGAGUGGACCAAAUGGACAGCAUGCACGAGAACCUGCGGGGGAGGUGUCAAAUCCCAGGAGAGGCACUGCCUCCGGCAGAGAAGAAAGUCAUUGAGUGGGCUUGCUAAUAAAACUUGCACUGGGACAUCCAAAAGAUAUCAGCUCUGCAAAGUACAAGAGUGCCCUCCGACCGGAAGGAGCUUUCGAGAGGAACAGUGCUCAUCUUUUAACUCCCAUGUGUAUAACGGAAGAACGUAUCAAUGGAAACCUUUAUAUCCUGAUGACUAUGUUCACAUUUCUAGCAAGCCCUGCGACCUGCAUUGCACCACGGUGGAUGGUCAGAGACAGCUCAUGGUUCAGGCUCGGGAUGGAACCUCCUGCAAAUACACCGAUUUCCGAGGGGUUUGCGUGUCUGGAAAAUGUGAGCCAAUUGGCUGUGAUGGGAUUCUGUUUUCCACCCACAUGUUGGAUAAAUGUGGGGUUUGCCAAGGGGACGGGAGUAGCUGCACUCAUGUAACUGGGAGUUACAGAAAAGGAAAUUCACAUCUUGGCUAUUCUUUGGUAACUCAUAUUCCGGCUGGAGCCAGAGAUAUCCAGAUAGUAGAACGGAAAAAAUCGGCAGAUGUUUUGGCUGUUGCCGAUGAAGAUGGAUACUAUUUUUUCAAUGGGAAUUACAAAGUCGACAGCCCAAAGAACUUCAACAUUGCAGGCACGGUGUUCAAGUACAGGAGGCCUAUGGAUGUUUAUGAGACUGGCAUAGAAUAUAUCGUCGCACAGGGGCCAACUAAUCAAGGCUUGAAUAUAAUGGUAUGGAACCAAAAUGGCAAGAAUCCAUCCAUAACAUUUGAAUACACUCUUCUAAGUAAGCCUCAUUCAAAAAUGAUCCAGCCCAUCUACUACCCCUUUUCUGAAUCAGACAGCGAGGAAAGCAGAGAGUUUGCCGGAGAAGUACCUCUCGGUUUUAGCCAGCGCAAUGCAAGCUACUUUGGGAAACUCUCCAGGGAAAGGGUGCAUUUGGAGAACCAGGUCUUUGGAAGGCAGGACACCGAGGAAGAUCUGAACUUGAGCAAAGGUCAGGAAACCAAUGAAGUUUAUGAACGAUCAGAAGCCGUUGACUGUGAACCAAAACUGAAGGGCAAACAACCCAAAGCUUCAAACACAACCAGGUCUGCUUACCUGACAGACAGAGAGGACCGAGACUUUGACUCGAGACUCGCCUCCAAGGAGUUCCUGUCAGAAAACGCAAUCACCGACAAGCUCCUGGAUAAAAGCUCGGACUCGAAGGAAUUAGCUCGGAACAUGACCAUGAACAGCAUCUUCGCCCAAGGAGACCCGAUGCACACCGUGGGGUCCCACAUCGACAGCCUUUACGUCGACUACGAGGACAACGAAGGGGUGGUGACAUACAGCAUCAAUGGGACCUACCUGGAGCUCAGCAGUGACAAAAUCAUGAAUGCUUCCUCAGAGACGCCGUUUUCCAACGCUACCAUUACCCUGACCAGCCCCCAAGGAAACAGAACGCACAAAGCAAGAAACAGAUUGAAGUUGUUAAGAAAGGGCCAAGGUGUGAGUGCUGCUGACAUGUACAGGUGGAAACUUUCCUCCCACGAACCCUGCAGCUCUACAUGCACGACAGGAGUGAUGUCUACAUAUGCAAUGUGUGUUCGUUAUGAUGGGAUCGAAGUGGAUGAUACGUACUGUGAUGCCAUGACCCGUCCCGAACCUGUCCAUGAGUUCUGUGCUGGAAGAGAAUGCCAGCCAAGGUGGGAGACGAGUAGCUGGAGUGAGUGUUCCCGGACCUGCGGGGAAGGGUACCAGUUUCGCAUCGUCCGAUGCUGGAAGAUGAUCUCUCCUGGUUUUGACAGCUCUGUCUACAGCGAUCUGUGUGAAUCUGCCGAUAUUACCCGGCCGGACGAACGCAAAAUCUGCAAGAACCCAGCGUGUGGGCCUCAGUGGGAAAUGUCUGAGUGGUCUGAGGUAAGCCCCCUGAAAAGAGCUGGCAGCUUCGGCAGCUGCGGGCAAGGGAGGAUGAUCCGGCACGUGUACUGUAAAACCAGCGACGGCCGGGUGGUGCCAGAAGCCCAGUGCAACCUGGAGACCAAGCCGCUUGCGAUCCACCCUUGUGGGGACAAGAACUGCCCCACCCACUGGCUGGCACAGGACUGGGAGAGGUGCAACACCACGUGCGGCCGGGGGGUGAAGAAGAGGAUCGUGCUGUGCUUGGAGAUCGUCAAUGGGAAAAUCAAAACGCGGAACCCCACCGACUGUGACGUCACCAAGAAGCCCAUAGAAGAAACCACCUGCUUUGAGCGGCCUUGCUUCAAGUGGUACACGACCCCCUGGUCUGAGUGCACCAAAACCUGCGGCAUUGGCGUGCGAAUGCGAGAUGUGAAGUGCUACCAGGGGACAGAUAUUGUUCGUGGCUGUGACCCGCUUGUGAAGCCUGUGGGUAAACAAACCUGUGACCUGCAGCCCUGCCCUACUGAGCCACCAGAUGACAGCUGUCAGGACCAAGCGGGAACGAACUGCGCUUUGGCAAUCAAAGUGAAUCUCUGCAGCCACUGGUAUUACAGCAAAGCCUGUUGCAGGUCCUGUAGGGCACCCCAUUCCUAGGGGAGCGAUUGGACUAAUGCCUUCAGCACUUGGAGACAGAAGGAAUUAGGGGUAGGCUCGUUUCGAGCAUCCAGCAUUUGGCAGAAGUAACAGACAUCAGGGUGAUGCUCCCAGGUUUGACUUAACGGUUUACUGAGAGCUCAUUGUACCAGUCUGGUUAAGAGUUAAAAGUGCUACAAACGUGCCACCAGGCUGUUUUCUUCCACCGGGGCAAAACCUUGCUCCUCACAUUCCUCAGAACAGAGGGAAACGGCACCAACAUUUUGUUUCGAAGCUGACAUGAAAGCUUUGUUACUACUGUAUAUUGGUAGCAUGUGAUUCUCAAAAGCUGUACAUAGAAUCUUGUAUAUUUGAUUCACUCUCAUUCCAACCAUUCACUCGUUUUGAAAGGGCUUUCCUUUAUUGUCUUGUGUCUGCACGCGCUUUAAACUGACACUGUCAAAGAGCCAGCCACGUGAAAUUAAAAACACCGUCAUGUUUGCCUUAGCAGAGGAUCCUAGAACCUGUUUUAUAAUUCAUCCCACAAGCUCUGCUUUUUAGCCUUUAUUUCCUUUAUAGUGGUUGGGAGCUGAAUUUCAUUCAUUACAUGAGCUCAAGCCAAAGCCUUUUGUAAUAUGUAGGUGUAUACUUUUUCAGAGAAUUUUAUCUUAUAAUCAAACUUUAGUUUCAUAGGCCUUAUAAAAAUCAUAAUGCUGACAUAUUGUACAUAAUAAUGAAACAUAACUGCACUUUAUAUCACAAAAAGACGUGCUCUUUUUAAUAUAUUUGUUUACAAACAGUGAACCUUAUCCCUAUAAUCAUUAAGUUGUACUCAUAUGUAUUAUAUUUUAAUAAAAUUGUCAUA
Molecule: messenger RNA, 3697 nt
Organism: Pelodiscus sinensis (Chinese soft-shelled turtle)
Lineage: Eukaryota; Metazoa; Chordata; Testudines; Trionychidae
Source: RefSeq, a predicted model, not a curated record